AUGGAUGUUCAUGUGAUACCUAUUGGAGAAGGAAGUGGUAAUCGAGGUAUGGAGAAUGGUGGGGAAGCUGAAAUUGGUGAAGUUAAUAAUGCUGGAAACUCUGGAUCACUUGCUGAGGGUAUGGUUUUUGAGCCGUAUUUGGGUAUGGAAUUUGAUUCUGAAGAUUCUGCAAAAACUUUUUAUAGUGAGUAUGCUAGACGGUUGGGUUUUAGCUCCAGAGCUGGGUUGCAUGGUCAAUUUAACGCUGAUGGGACAAAUAUGUUUAGGGAGUUUGUGUGUAGCAGGGAAGGUUUGAAAAGGAAGAUGACUGAAAGUUGUGAGGCGAUGAUUAGGAUAGAGCAAAAGGGUCAAAAUAAGUGGGCUGUUACGAAGUUUGUGAAGGAACAUAGUCAUUCUAUGGCGGUACCUGAUAAGGUGGAAAAACUUCGACCACUGAAGCAUUUUUCUAGUGUUGGAAGAACCAUGCCUGAAACUUACAAAGGAGUGGGGCUUGUUCCCACUGGUGUCAUGUAUAUAUCUAUUGAUGGGAAUCAUGUUUCCUCCAAGAAUAGUCACAAGAGUAGGAACUAUCCUGCAGCUGCUUCUGCCAAAACGAGUCAUCCAGCUAAAAAUUCCCCAUUGAAGACUUAUACUAUAAGGCAACCACCUAUUCAAAAGAAGACAUUAGGGAGGGAUGCUCAGAGCCUGCUGGAGUAUUUUAAGAAAGUACAGGCUGAAAACCCUGGUUUCUUCUAUGCAAUUCAACUUGAUGAUGAUAAUUGUGUGUCUAAUGUGUUUUGGGCAGAUUCAAGAUCAAGGACGGCUUACAGUCAUUUUGGUGAUGCAGUUACUCUGGACACAACACAUAGAGCAAAUCAAUAUAGUGUACCAUUUGCUCCAUUCACUGGGAUUAACCAUCAUGGUCAGAUGAUUUUGUUUGGUUGUGCACUCAUUUUUGAUGAUUCCGAGGCUUCUUUUGGUUGGCUCUUCAAGACAUUUCUAUCAGCCAUGAACGACCGUCACCCUCUCUCUAUAACUACCGAUCAGGACAGAUCUAUACAAACAGCAGUUUCACAAGUUUUCUGCCAAGCACGUCACUGUAUAAACAAGCGUUAUGUCUUGCGAGAAGGCCACGAAAAGUUGGGCCAUCUAUGUCGCAUGCAUCCACAUUUUCAUUAUGAACUUUAUAAUUGUAUUAAUUUGACAGAAACAGUUGAGGAGUUUGAAUUUUCUUGGAACUCUAUCAUGGAUAAAUAUGGACUCAGAGGGCAUGAUUGGCUUCAGUCCUUGUAUAGUGCGCGUGAUCAAUGGGUUCCAGCAUAUUUCCGUGAUUCAUUUUUCGCUGUAUUAUCUCCUAAUCAAGGAUUUGAUGGUUCUUUUUUUGACGGUUUUGUAAAUCAGCAUACAACAUUACCAAUGUUCUUUAGGCAGUAUGAACUAGCUUUGGAGAGAUGGUUUGAAAAGGAAAUAGAGUCAGAUUUGGAGACAAUUAGUGCUACACCAGUUCUGAAGACACCUUCACCAAUGGAGAAUCAAGUUGCUAAGCUUUAUACACGGAAAAUAUUUUUGAAGUUUCAAGAAGAGCUAGUUGAAACUUUUGCUUAUACUGCCAACAGAAUCGAAGAGGAUGGGGCAAAUAGCAUAUUUAAAGUUGCCAAAUUUGAGGAUGUCCAAAAGUCGUAUACUGUCACAUUAAACCAUUCCGAGUUGAGAGCCAACUGUAGUUGCCAAAUGUUUGAGUAUUCUGGCAUUCUUUGCAGGCAUGUUUUAACUGUUUUCACUGUGUCUAAUGUAUUCACCAUACCGUCCCAUUACAUCUUAAAACGGUGGACAAGGGAUGCAAAAAGCAGUGUUGUAUUGGAUGAAUGUGGUGGUGAAUCACAUGCACAUAAGUCUUUGACAUCACGGUAUACCAAUCUGUGUCGGGAAGCCAUCCAAUAUGCCGAGGAAGGGGCUGUAGCUAUGGGAACUUAUGAUGCUGCAAUAGGUGCUCUUAGAGAAGGUGGAAAGAAAAUUGCUGUCAUGAAGAGGAAUAUUGCCAAAGCUUCGCCAACUAGUCAGCGAAUCAGCGAGAAUGCUUGUGCCGACAAGAAAGCCCUAAUUUCAACAUCAGAUACAAGAACAACCCCUAUUUUAUGGCCACUAGACGGCGAAACAACAAGGUUUAAUCUUAAUGAUGCCGGUUCUCCUGUUCAACCAGUUGCUGAUCUGAAUUUACCUCAAAUAACCCCAAAUCCACAUAAACGAGUUGAUGUUCCAACCUCAGUGCAUCGUCAGCGAGUUGAUGGUCCAUCCCCAGGGCCUCGUCAGCGAGUUGAUGGUCCGCGGCCAGUGCCCCGUAGGCGAGUUGAUGGUCCAUCCCCGAUGCCUAGUCGGCGAGAUGAUCAUCCACCAUGUGUGCUUCUUCAGCAAGAUGAUGCUCCACCUGAAAACACGAUGGUUCUUCCAUGUCUGAAGUCAAUGACGUGGGUAAUGGAGAACAAAACCUCAACCCCAGAGAACAAAGUAGCUGUUAUCAAUCUCAAGUUGCAAGAUUACAGCAAGGGUCCAUCAGCAGAAUAUGAAGUUAACUUCCAUCUCUCUCGAAGUACUGUCGGGCCUGUUUUGAAGUCUAUGGCUGAAGUCAGCGAACAACUUUCAGCAACAGCCAAUAAGGUUGCUGUAGUAAAUCUAAAGCUUGAGGAUGCCCAGGCUUCUGGUGAGUCUGAAGUUAAGUUUCAAGUGUCCAGAGAUGCAUUGGGUGCUGUACUACGAUCAAUGUCUUAUAUCCGCGAGCAACUUUCUUGCGCUGGAUCAGAACCUAUAUCGAAAAAGCAUAGAAACUGA
Molecule: messenger RNA, 2805 nt
Organism: Lathyrus sativus (Indian pea)
Lineage: Eukaryota; Viridiplantae; Streptophyta; Magnoliopsida; Fabales; Fabaceae
Source: the annotation of a GenBank genome assembly